ACUUUUUUUCAGUAUAAAUGAGUUUCUCACACAAUUUAGAUAAAUUCAUUUUUUUCUUGUGUCCAGUUACGUGUUCUUUCUGAAGAAACGUACCCAUAUCGAGUUUAAUUCUAAUCACAUCAACUCUAAUCAUCUCCUUUUUUAUCACUAUCGUUCCAUAUCUAGAAAAUUUCUAGGACUUUGACUGGAAUAUGUGAUGAAGGGACUCCUGACUGUAACCUCGUUACCAAUUCUUCUGACUUUCUGAUUAUAAGAAAAAAAAAACAAUUUAGACGAGUUGAUUUCCCCGAACCACAAUGAGAUCAGCUCCGAACGUAACGACGUUCAAAAGCACGUUUCAUAGUAAUCUGGUUUUGAGCCAAUGGCUCUAGAGGUUAAUUUCCUUCUCGGCGUAUGUAGCAGUUCAGUGACUUAAAUUUUUUGAUCAGUUAUCUAAAAAGUUUUACGGUUCAUAAGCUUCUGCUUGUUUUUGCCCGUGUUAUCAAGUUUUUGUUUUAGUUUCAAAAUGACGGAAGAGGAUAGCUCUAAUUUGAAAAGCCCUUCGUUUAGGCAGUCGUGCAAAGCAUUAAAAGCUGCUGUUAACAUGCUUGCAGAUCUGGAAGUUUAUAAAAACUUGAACUCUCUGUCACGCUGCAUGAAAUUUUUUCCAAGGUUUCACGGAGAAGAGUUACUUCUGGAGACGUUAAUAAAGCAUUUGGAUAUGGGCAUUGGACUAUUGGGCUGCUCGCUUCAAUGUGAAAAAAUGCAGUUUUUAUGUGGAACAUUAGCAAAUAUUGCUGUUGAUUGCAGCUGUAGGAUGCAUCUCAUCGACAAAACAGAUGUUUUGAACUCAUUAGAAAAACUGUUGGACGUGAAUAGUGUUUCUACCCAAAUUCUGUCCAGAAGUGCGCGUUUGAUAGCGAAUCUAGCUAGAGUAGAAGCAGCUGCGGAGGAUAUGUUUUCUACAAAUACAGUCUUUUCACUUCUCAAACAUGCUGGAGACACAACGCAUGCCAGUAACUUCGAUUGCACUGAGUGCAUUGUACGAGCAGUUCGCAUUUUAACAGCUGGAAGACCUCAGUUGUUGAGCAUGAUGUUGAACCAAGGAGGAGUUUCAACUGUUUGCAGGAACUUUUCACCGCAAUCUCAGCCGCUGUCGUUACAAGCUGAAAUUCUGAAGUGCUUGAAGGAGCUCUGCGUGACAAAUUGCAGCAUGGAACUUGCAGGUCAAAUCAAGGACAGUGGAAUUCUGCCCAAUCUAAUUGAUGUUGCCCGGCUGUCUUCGACUACAACUGAGGUGUCGGUAGCCUCACAUACAGCUGUUAAGAUUAUAUGUGAAGUGGUGCAACAUUCCAUAGCAAGAGGGAUACUUGGAUGCACUGGUUGUGUUGAGCUGUUUUUCACGAUCAUCAAAAAUACGGAGGGGCAAUAUUCGAACGUAGAGGUUAGCAAGAGCGUCGCGGGCAUCUGUUAUCUGUCGAGAGAAUGUCUAACUCGGCUCAAAAUGAGGGAUCAGGGCUAUUUACCUGAUCUAGUUGCCUUGCUGGGAGAGCAAAAACAGAAGCGACUUUUCAACAUGAUUCUCACGAGCCUACUUUGUUUUUCUAAUGACGAACUCGGUCUCAUUCUAAUGGUCAAACGAGGAAACCUCCUGAGACAUCUGUUCAAUCUUCUAGAUGAAGACAACUUUCAGGCAGUUUCCCACCCAAAGUGUAACGAUAAGUGCCAAUUAAAGGAAAAGCACUUGCUGCAAAUGCGUCCCGACUUGUUCAGUCUGGAUUUUGGCACUCCGAUUGAGUACUACAAAAGCACAGCGUACCAAAGAUCAAUAUCAUGUAGCUCAACGGGAUCUCCUUACCAUGCUGCUUUAACAAGUCUACCAGGUGAAAUUUCUCCUCCUUGGAGUACAACGACUUGCUCGCCUAGUAGUAACCCAGGUGCAGGUGGCAGUAGAUUUAUGAUUACGUCACCGACUCGUAGUGGGAUGGGUAGUGGAUCCAGACAAUGGCUGCCAUUCAGCCAAAGUCCAUUUCUAGAGCUCAGUCCAAAUCAUUUCAUGUUGUCUCCGAACUAUCCAUCGUCUCCCGUUUCGUAUGAUUUUUCAAGUGCUAAUAGUUUUACUAAUUCGGUAGCUCCUGAAAUGUUUAGCGACGAAGAAGAAGAAGACACUGAAGAUGAUCAGAAUAACGAGUCUGGUAGGCAACAGAUUGAAGGCUCAGUGAAUCCAUCAAAAAUCGCAGAGAUUAGCACCAUAGUUGCAGAAAAUGCAUCCGGAAGUACUGAAGAGAAAUUGGAGUUGGAUUCUAACAUUCUCAGCGUUGACUCAGGACUAGGGGUAUCAUCAUUUUCUCCCGUCGCUGUUAGUGAACAAAGUGGGAGCGCCAUAAACGAAGAAAUUAUUCCCAGAAAACGCAGGAUGUCGACUUGUGGUCAAGAACCUUCUGAAAAACGUGAAAAGAGAAUGUCGGAAAGCAGCGCUAUUUCAAUUGCAAAUGAAUGCGAAACAAUGAAAGCACCAAAUGCGAGCAAAACCCCUUGUGUUGACGACAAGUUGACUGGCAAGCGGAUUCUGACAUGCGCCGAGUCGAAUGUGUUGCAGCUGUUGACAAAAUUGUCGAUGAUACACGAAACAGCUCUGAUGUUGUGUAAGUCAGAAUACACGGAAAGCAUUCUUAAUUAUUAUGCCAAAUUGAACUCACCUAACGCACAGCUUCAAAGAGUGCUGGAGCGAUUAGUUGAAAAUGUAGUUCUUUUUAUGCAAUUGGUGAAGAAUAAUUUCGUGGUAAAACUUCACCGCAGGCUCGCCAAAUUGAGCCCUGAAGAAGAAGAAGCCAUGAGCGAAUUGAUAAGUGGUCUGGUGAUUUUACUACAAUCUAAUGCGGAGAGCAAAUACAAUUAUAGUGAGUUGUAUAAUGCGCUGUCAAAUAGCCCUAUUGAAAUGCAGUUUUCAGUGGCAGUUUCAUUACCGUUCAUAAUGAAGAAACCAGAAUUCCAAAAAGUGUUCUUUGUCGACCACUUUGCACUUGACCUCUUGGUGAACAGUUUUUCGAAAACUCAAUACUUGAACGAUGAAGACCUACAGUAUGCAGUUUAUGCGCUAAGGCAUGUUAUAAACGUCGUAUCACAUCCGAAACCUGAAAAUUCAGCAGUGGAUGAAGCUCUUUUGACACAAAACGUCGACUCUGACUGUGACGACGAAAAAGUAGAAAUAUAUUUCGAUGGCUCCGAGAAGGAUCUUUUCAGUCGAAAGAUGUUAUCAGACAGCUCAGACGUGCUGAAAGUAUUGUUAAAUAGCGAAUCUGGAUUUAAAGAAGGAACUCAAAGUUCGGUUUCACUGAAAGGUGUCAAAUUAAUGGACUUCAGAAUCGCCGUAAUGCUGGUUCAAAACAAAGAAAUGCAACCGGAAUUCUCGCUGAGUUUUGAACCUUAUGGGACUUUGAAUGUCAUGGAAAUGUACAAUCUGUUAUCCAAUUGUACGCACCCAGAAAUGGUGGCAUCAAAGUUCCUUAAACUCAUAGAAACGUCUGAUUCGGAAGACUUGUUUGAAUCUUUUGUGACAAAAACAUCUCUAAUGCCAUCAAUGUCAAUAACUUCCUUAAACUUAGUUAGUAUUAUUAUUUUCCAGCAUUUGUUCAUGACUGAUAAGUAUGUGGACGAAGCUAAAUGUGUAAAUUAUAUGAAGGCUCUCUUAAAUUUACCGCAAUUUUCUGUUCUGCUCCUAGAGUGUUUUUCUGAAAAGGUUGUAAAGUUUUAUUUUCCUAAAUAAAUGAUUCACAACGACAUUUCAGUUUUCCAUUUCUUCUCGAAUUGGCCGUUUAAAAUACCGUGUUUUCUCGAAAGAGCCCCCCACUUCGUAACAAGUUGUCAAUUAAGAGACACAUAACUUCAUACAUUCAAAAAAUUAGAGACGUCGUUAAAUAAAAGACUUUUUUAAGCCAGGUU
Molecule: messenger RNA, 3921 nt
Organism: Symsagittifera roscoffensis
Lineage: Eukaryota; Metazoa; Xenacoelomorpha; Acoela; Convolutidae
Exons: 5
Coding region: 506-3745 (1079 amino acids)
Biological process (GO): anatomical structure morphogenesis
Cellular component (GO): cytosol
Source: RefSeq, a predicted model, not a curated record